CACACCCCGCGGGCCAGCCGGCCGCCGGCGAAGCUCGUCUCCCCCCCUCGGCUCGGUUCACCCUUCAACCUCCUUUUGCCGCCGCCCAGUCAUGAACCCCCCGGAGGGGGCAGCGGAGGAAGGAGGAGCCGCCGACUCGGACGUGGAUGCUUUUUUCCGCACAGGAUCUUUUCGGAAUGAUGGUUUGAAAGCUUCUGAUGUUCUUCCUAUCCUAAAGGAGAAAGUGGCCUUUGUGUCUGGGGGCCGUGACAAGCGAGGCGGACCCAUCCUGACCUUCCCUGCUCGCAGCAAUCAUGACAGGAUAAGACAGGAGGACUUGCGGAAACUUGUGACGUAUUUGGCCAGCGUGCCAAGUGAGGACGUUUGCAAACGUGGCUUCACUGUCAUCAUCGACAUGCGGGGCUCCAAGUGGGACCUCAUUAAGCCCCUCCUCAAAACGCUGCAGGAAGCCUUUCCAGCUGAGAUCCAUGUGGCCCUCAUCAUCAAACCCGACAACUUCUGGCAGAAGCAGAAGACCAACUUUGGCAGCUCCAAAUUCAUCUUUGAGACAAGUAUGGUGUCCGUGGAGGGGCUUACAAAGCUGGUGGACCCCUCCCAGCUAACGGAGGAAUUUGACGGCUCUCUGGAUUACAACCACGAGGAGUGGAUCGAGCUGCGGCUCUCCCUGGAGGAGUUCUUCAACAGUGCAGUGCACCUGCUCUCGCGCCUAGAGGACCUGCAGGAGAUGCUAGCCAGGAAAGAGUUCCCCGUGGAUGUGGAGGGCUCUCGGCGGCUAAUCGAUGAACACACGCAGCUCAAGAAAAAGGUGCUGAAGGCCCCCGUGGAGGAGCUGGACCGAGAGGGGCAGCGGUUGCUGCAGUGCAUCCGCUGCAGUGAUGGCUUCUCAGGGCGCAACUGCAUCCCAGGGAGUGCUGACUUCCAGAGCCUCGUACCCAAGAUCACCAGCCUCUUGGACAAGCUGCACUCCACUCGGCAGCAUCUGCACCAGAUGUGGCACGUGCGCAAGCUCAAGCUGGACCAGUGCUUCCAGCUGAGGCUCUUUGAGCAGGAUGCUGAGAAGAUGUUCGACUGGAUAAGCCACAACAAGGAGUUAUUUCUGCAGAGCCACACGGAGAUUGGAGUCAGCUACCAGCAUGCCCUAGACCUCCAAACGCAGCACAAUCACUUUGCCAUGAACUCCAUGAAUGCUUAUGUCAACAUCAACCGCAUCAUGUCAGUGGCCUCCCGCCUCUCAGAGGCAGGCCAUUAUGCAUCUCAGCAAAUCAAACAGAUCUCCACGCAACUGGACCAGGAGUGGAAGAGCUUCGCUGCUGCCUUGGAUGAACGCAGCACCAUUCUGGCCAUGUCUGCUGUGUUCCACCAGAAGGCUGAGCAGUUUCUAUCAGGAGUGGAUGCAUGGUGCAAGAUGUGCAGUGAAGGUGGCCUGCCCUCUGAAAUGCAAGACCUGGAGCUGGCAAUCCAUCACCACCAGUCCUUGUAUGAGCAGGUGACACAGGCAUACACAGAGGUCAGCCAGGAUGGCAAGGCAUUGCUGGAUGUACUGCAGCGUCCACUGAGUCCUGGGAACUCUGAGUCUCUCACGGCCACAGCGAACUACUCCCAGGCGGUGCACCAGGUGCUGGACGUGGUUCAUGAGGUGCUGCACCACCAGCGGCGACUAGAGAGCAUCUGGCAGCACCGCAAGGUGCGGCUCCACCAGCGGCUGCAGCUCUGCGUCUUCCAGCAGGAUGUGCAGCAGGUUUUGGACUGGAUUGAAAACCAUGGAGAAGCCUUUCUCAGCAAACAUACUGGGGUUGGGAAGUCCCUCCAUCGAGCCCGGGCCCUGCAGAAGAGGCAUGAUGACUUUGAAGAGGUGGCUCAGAAUACGUACACCAACGCGGACAAGCUCCUAGAAGCAGCGGAGCAGCUGGCUCAGACCGGGGAAUGUGACCCGGAGGAGAUCUACAAGGCUGCCAGGCACCUGGAGGUGCGCAUCCAAGACUUCGUGCGCAGGGUGGAACAGCGGAAGCUUCUCCUGGACAUGUCGGUCUCCUUCCACACUCACACCAAAGAGCUGUGGACAUGGAUGGAAGACCUGCAGAAGGAGAUGUUGGAGGAUGUCUGUGCAGACUCUGUGGAUGCAGUCCAGGAGCUGAUUAAGCAGUUCCAGCAGCAGCAGACUGCCACCCUGGAUGCCACACUCAAUGUCAUCAAGGAAGGCGAAGACCUUAUCCAGCAGCUCAGGUCAGCGCCUCCCUCUCUGGGGGAGCUCAGCGAGGCCAGGGACUCGGCUGUGUCCAACAACAAGACACCUCACAGUAGCUCCAUCAGCCAUAUCGAAUCAGUCCUGCAGCAGCUAGAUGAUGCUCAGGUACAGAUGGAAGAGCUAUUCCAUGAGCGGAAGAUCAAGCUGGACAUCUUCCUGCAACUGCGAAUCUUUGAGCAGUACACUAUUGAGGUGACAGCAGAGCUGGAUGCCUGGAAUGAGGACUUACUUCGACAGAUGAAUGACUUCAACACAGAGGAUCUGACCCUGGCAGAGCAGAGGCUGCAGCGUCACACAGAGCGGAAGCUUGCCAUGAACAACAUGACCUUUGAGGUCAUCCAGCAGGGCCAAGAUCUGCACCAGUACAUCAUGGAGGUGCAGGCCUCAGGAAUUGAGUUAAUCUGUGAAAAAGACAUAGAUCUGGCAGCUCAGGUGCAAGAGCUCCUGGAGUUUCUACACGAGAAGCAGCAUGAAUUGGAGCUUAACGCCGAGCAGACGCAUAAACGGCUAGAGCAGUGUCUCCAGCUGCGGCACCUCCAGGCUGAGGUCAAACAGGUCUUGGGAUGGAUCCGCAACGGAGAGUCAAUGCUGAAUGCCAGCCUGGUCAAUGCCAGCUCUUUGUCUGAAGCAGAACAGCUGCAGCGGGAGCAUGAACAGUUCCAACUAGCCAUUGAGUCCCUCUUUCAUGCCACUUCCUUGCAGAAGACACACCAGAGCGCCCUGCAGGUACAGCAGAAAGCGGAGGCACUGCUCCAGGCCGGCCAUUACGACGCAGACGCCAUUCGGGAAUGUGCCGAGAAGGUGGCCCUCCACUGGCAGCAGCUCAUGCUGAAGAUGGAAGACCGGCUGAAACUGGUUAAUGCCUCUGUGGCCUUUUACAAAACUUCUGAACAGGUGUGCAGUGUCCUGGAGAGUUUAGAGCAAGAAUACCGGAGAGACGAGGACUGGUGUGGUGGGCGAGAUAAACUGGGGCCUGCAGCAGAGAUGGACCAUGUCAUUCCGCUCAUCAGCAAACAUCUGGAGCAGAAGGAGGCCUUUCUGAAGGCCUGCACCCUGGCACGGCGGAACGCUGAGGUCUUUCUCAAGUACAUCCACAGGAACAAUGUCAGCAUGCCCAGUGUUGCCAGCCAUACUCGGGGACCUGAGCAGCAAGUAAAAGCCAUCUUGAGUGAACUCUUGCAGAGGGAGAAUCGUGUCCUGCACUUCUGGACCUUGAAGAAGCGGCGAUUAGACCAAUGCCAGCAAUACGUGGUGUUUGAACGCAGUGCUAAGCAGGCACUGGACUGGGUUCAAGAAACGGGAGAAUAUUACCUCUCAACACACACCUCCACUGGAGAGACCACAGAGGAGACUCAGGAGCUGCUGAAAGAAUAUGGAGAAUUCAGGGUGCCUGCCAAGCAAACAAAGGAGAAAGUGAAGCUCCUGAUUCAGCUGGCCGAUAGCUUCGUGGAAAAGGGCCACAUUCACGCCACAGAAAUAAGGAAAUGGGUGACCACGGUGGAUAAGCACUACCGAGAUUUCUCCCUGAGGAUGGGAAAGUACCGGUACACCCUGGAGAAAGCCCUGGGAGUCAACACAGAGGAUAACAAGGAUUUGGAACUGGACAUCAUCCCAGCAAGCCUCUCAGAUCGUGAAGUCAAGCUACGGGAUGCCAACCAUGAGGUCAAUGAAGAGAAACGAAAGUCAGCUCGGAAGAAAGAGUUCAUUAUGGCUGAACUACUCCAAACAGAGAAGGCUUAUGUAAGGGACUUACAUGAGUGCUUAGAGACCUACCUGUGGGAAAUGACCAGUGGUGUGGAGGAGAUACCCCCUGGGAUCCUUAAUAAAGAGCACAUCAUCUUUGGCAACAUCCAGGAGAUCUACGAUUUUCAUAACAACAUCUUCCUUAAAGAGCUGGAGAAGUACGAGCAGCUGCCUGAGGAUGUGGGACACUGCUUUGUCACCUGGGCAGACAAGUUUCAGAUGUAUGUCACCUACUGUAAAAACAAGCCUGAUUCCAACCAGCUGAUCCUGGAGCAUGCAGGCACCUUCUUUGAUGAGAUUCAGCAGCGGCAUGGCCUGGCCAACUCCAUCUCUUCAUACCUAAUUAAGCCUGUCCAGAGGAUCACCAAGUACCAGCUGCUCCUGAAGGAACUUUUAACUUGCUGUGAAGAAGGGAAAGGGGAGCUCAAGGAUGGCUUGGAAGUGAUGCUCAGUGUCCCCAAGAAAGCCAAUGAUGCCAUGCACGUCAGCAUGCUGGAAGGGUUCGAUGAGAACUUGGAUGUGCAGGGAGAGUUGAUUCUUCAGGAUGCCUUUCAAGUUUGGGACCCGAAGUCGCUGAUCCGGAAGGGGCGGGAGCGGCACCUGUUCCUCUUUGAGAUCUCCUUAGUUUUUAGCAAGGAGAUCAAAGACUCUUCAGGACACACGAAAUAUGUUUACAAGAACAAACUACUGACCUCAGAGCUGGGUGUGACUGAGCAUGUGGAGGGUGACCCCUGCAAAUUCGCCUUGUGGUCUGGGCGCACCCCAUCUUCAGACAAUAAAACAGUGCUCAAAGCUUCCAACAUCGAAACCAAGCAGGAGUGGAUCAAGAACAUUCGAGAAGUGAUUCAGGAAAGGAUCAUUCACCUGAAAGGAGCUUUAAAGGAGCCAAUCCAGCUCCCCAAAACACCAGCCAAACUGAGGAACAAUAGUAAGAGGGAUGGAGUAGAGGAUGGUGACAGCCAGGGGGAUGGGAGCAGCCAGCCAGACACCAUCUCCAUUGCCUCUAGGACCUCUCAGAACACAGUGGACAGUGACAAGCUCUCAGGUGGAUGCGAGCUCACCGUGGUCCUCCAGGACUUCAGCGCAGGCCACAGCAGCGAGCUGAGCAUCCAGGUGGGACAGACCGUGGAGCUGCUGGAGAGGCCCAGCGAGAGGCCUGGCUGGUGUCUCGUCCGCACCACAGAGCGGAGCCCCCCUCAGGAAGGCCUGGUCCCCAGCAGCGCCCUCUGCAUCUCGCAUUCGCGCAGCAGCGUGGAGAUGGACUGCUUCUUCCCCUUGGUGAAAGAUGCAUACUCUCAUUCCUCCAGUGAAAAUGGAGGCAAGUCCGAGUCUGUGGCCAACCUGCAAUCUCAGCCCUCCCUGAACUCCAUCCACAGCUCCCCGGGUCCCAAGCGCUCCACCAACACCCUGAAAAAAUGGCUGACGAGUCCAGUGCGUCGACUCAACAGUGGGAAAGCAGAUGGAAACAUCAAAAAGCAGAAGAAAGUACGGGAUGGCCGGAAGAGCUUUGACCUGGGAUCUCCCAAGCCUGGGGAUGAGACAACCCCUCAGGGAGACAGCGCUGAUGAGAAGAGCAAGAAGGGUUGGGGUGAAGAUGAGCCAGAUGAAGAGUCGCACACCCCACUCCCGCCACCCAUGAAGAUCUUUGACAAUGACCCCACCCAGGAUGAGAUGUCCUCCUCUUUGCUAGCAGCCUGGCAGGCUUCCACGGAAGUACCUACUGCUGCAGACCUUGUCAGUGCAAUAGAAAAGUUGGUCAAAAACAAGCUGACUCUGGAAGGGGGUUCCUACCGGGGGAGCUUGAAAGACCCCACAGGCUGCCUGAAUGAAGGGAUGACUCCUCCAACACCUCCUAGAAACCUGGAAGAGGAACAGAAAGCCAAGGCUCUGCGAGGCAGAAUGUUUGUGCUGAAUGAGCUGGUGCAGACAGAGAAAGACUACGUCAAGGACCUGGGAAUUGUGGUGGAGGGCUUCAUGAAGAGAAUAGAAGAGAAGGGGGUCCCAGAGGAUAUGCGAGGAAAGGAUAAAAUCGUGUUUGGAAAUAUCCACCAGAUUUAUGACUGGCAUAAAGAUUUUUUCUUAGCUGAACUGGAAAAAUGUAUCCAAGAGCAAGACAGACUGGCCCAGCUCUUUAUUAAACAUGAGCGGAAGCUGCACAUCUACGUGUGGUACUGCCAGAACAAGCCGCGCUCGGAGUACAUUGUGGCCGAGUACGAUGCCUACUUUGAGGAGGUGAAACAAGAGAUAAAUCAAAGGCUGACACUAAGUGACUUCCUUAUCAAGCCCAUUCAGAGAAUAACAAAAUACCAAUUGCUUCUCAAGGACUUCCUGAGAUACAGUGAGAAGGCUGGCUUGGAGUGUUCAGAUAUCGAGAAAGCAGUGGAGUUAAUGUGCCUUGUUCCCAAACGCUGCAACGACAUGAUGAACCUGGGACGCCUGCAGGGUUUUGAGGGCACCCUGACAGCCCAGGGCAAGCUUCUGCAACAGGACACGUUCUAUGUGAUUGAGCUGGACGCCGGCAUGCAGUCCCGGACCAAGGAAAGGCGUGUGUUCCUCUUUGAGCAGAUUGUCAUCUUUAGUGAACUGCUCAGAAAGGGGUCCCUCACCCCAGGCUACAUGUUCAAGAGGAGCAUCAAGAUGAAUUACUUGGUCCUGGAGGAGAACGUGGACAAUGACCCCUGCAAAUUUGCACUCAUGAACAGAGAAACUUCUGAGAGACUAAUUCUGCAAGCUGCCAACUCAGACAUCCAGCAGGCCUGGGUGCAGGACAUCAAUCAAGUCUUAGAAACACAGCGAGACUUCUUAAAUGCUCUGCAGUCACCCAUCGAGUACCAGCGGAAAGGAAGGAGCACAGCUGUGAUGCGAUCCCAGCCCACCAGGGCUCCCCAGGCCAGCCCCAGGCCCUACUCCUCUGUCCCUGUGGGCUCAGAGAAACCUCCCAAGGGCUCCAGCUACAACCCACCUGUGCCACCCCUGAAGAUAUCUACCUCCAAUGGCAGUCCAGGGUUUGACUACCACCAGCCUGGGGACAAGUUUGAGGACAGCAAGCAGAAUGACCUGGGAGGCUGCAAUGGUACCUCAUCCAUGGCCGUGAUCAAAGAUUACUAUGCACUGAAGGAGAAUGAAAUCUGUGUGAGCCAAGGUGAGGUGGUCCAGGUCCUCGCCGUCAACCAGCAGAACAUGUGCCUGGUGUACCAGCCUGCCAGCGACCACUCCCCAGCUGCGGAAGGCUGGGUCCCAGGCAGCAUCCUGGCACCCCUCACCAAAGCCACCACAGCAACAGAAAAUAGUGACGGGAGCAUCAAGAAGUCAUGUUCAUGGCAUACUCUACGCAUGAGAAAGCGGGCGGAAGUGGAGAACACGGGUAAAAAUGAAGCCACAGGGCCUCGUAAACCCAAGGAUAUUCUGGGCAACAAAGUCUCUGUUAAAGAGACGAACAGUUCCGAGGAGUCAGAGUGUGAUGAUCUUGACCCUAAUACUAGCAUGGAGAUCUUAAAUCCAAAUUUCAUACAAGAAGUGGCCCCAGAAUUCCUUGUGCCCUUAGUGGACGUGACCUGUUUGCUUGGCGACACAGUGGUUCUGCAAUGCAAAGUCUGUGGGCGACCAAAGCCCACCAUCACCUGGAAGGGUCCAGACCAGAACAUCCUUGACACUGACAACAGCUCAGCCACAUACAGUGUCUCCUCCUGUGAUUCUGGGGAUAUCACCCUGAAGAUCUGCAACCUGAUGCCUCAGGACAGUGGGAUUUAUACCUGCAUAGCAACAAAUGACCACGGAACUGCAUCCACGUCAGCUACAGUUAAGGUUCAAGGUGUUCCGGCAGCCCCUAACCGCCCCAUCGCACAGGAGAGGAGCUGCACCUCCGUCAUCCUGCGCUGGCUGCCCCCGGCCAGCACUGGGAACUGCACGAUUUCCGGUUACACGGUGGAAUACCGUGAGGAAGGUUCCCAGGUCUGGCAGCAGUCUGUAGCUUCGACCUUGGACACUUACCUCGUUAUCGAAGACCUUAGUCCCGGGUGUCCCUAUCAGUUCAGAGUCAGCGCCAGCAACCCCUGGGGAAUCAGCCUUCCCAGUGAACCCUCGGAAUUCGUGCGGCUUCCAGAGUACGAUGCAGCUGCUGAUGGUGCCACCAUUUCUUGGAAGGAAAAUUUUGAUUCCGCUUACACUGAGCUGAGUGAGAUUGGCAGAGGCCGUUUCUCUAUUGUAAAGAAAUGCAUCCACAAAGCUACCCGCAAAGAUGUCGCUGUGAAAUUUGUAAGCAAAAAAAUGAAGAAGAAGGAGCAGGCUGCCCACGAGGCCGCCCUGCUCCAGCACCUGCAGCACCCCCAAUAUGUCACUCUUCAUGACACCUACGAGUCCCCCACAUCCUACAUCCUCAUUCUGGAACUGAUGGAUGAUGGCCGACUCUUAGAUUACCUUAUGAAUCAUGAUGAACUGAUGGAGGAAAAAGUAGCUUUCUAUAUCCGAGACAUUAUGGAAGCUCUGCAGUAUCUUCACAACUGCCGGGUUGCACAUUUAGAUAUAAAGCCUGAAAACCUGCUCAUCGACCUCCGGAUUCCAGUGCCUCGAGUGAAGCUCAUUGACUUGGAGGAUGCUGUCCAGAUCUCGGGCCACUUCCACAUCCACCAUCUGCUGGGGAACCCCGAGUUUGCUGCCCCAGAAGUGAUUCAAGGCAUCCCUGUCUCCCUGGGCACAGACAUCUGGAGCAUCGGGGUUCUGACCUACGUCAUGCUGAGUGGGGUCUCCCCCUUCCUGGAUGAGAGCAAAGAGGAGACAUGUAUCAACGUGUGCAGGGUGGAUUUCAGCUUCCCCCACGAGUACUUCUGUGGGGUGAGCAACGCUGCCAGAGACUUCAUCAAUGUGAUCUUGCAGGAAGACUUCCGCAGGAGGCCCACCGCGGCCUCAUGCCUGCAGCAUCCGUGGCUGCAGCCUCACAAUGGCAGCUACUCCAAGAUCCCCCUGGACACCUCUCGCCUGGCGUGCUUCAUAGAACGCCGCAAGCACCAGAACGAUGUGCGGCCCAUCCCCAAUGUCAAGAGCUACAUUGUCAACCGGAUGAACCAAGGGACAUAGCCAUCUCCCAAGCCCCAGGUUUCACAUACAAGUGCAGUGUGAGCCAAAGCAAGACUGGAAGUGUCUGUAAAUAACUCUGUCUGUCACUUCACUUCACAUGCUUCUUUGGAUUGAGAGGGGCCUCUCGAACCUUGUCUGUGGUUACGUAGGGUCUGUCUGAGCAGCAGUAAGAGUCACCCUAAACCCAGGAGCUUUCCAGAAGGUCAUUCUGAAGACAUCAAGAUGCAGAGUUGCGGAAAGUAUUAAAAGGGCAAAAAUAACAAUAUUAGUUGCUAGAAAUCUUUUAAUUGUACAUUCCAAAAUGUGUGGUUAAGUGGCAAACCUUCGGCUCACUAUGGUGAGUAGAAAAGGGUUUCUGAUGUCACUGAAAAUUUAAGCAAAAAGUUCUACUUAAUAGAGAUGUCAGCUAUUUGGGCUUAUAUGACUUGGAUAUUGUUUCUUAAUAGCAUACAUAUACAGUAUGAGUAUUCCCAUCCAGGUUGCAGAGUUUUCUAAUAGAGUUCUAUAUGAAAUCAACCACAAGUAACUUUGAGUGCUCAAGUUAAGACAAUUUAUUUAUCUAAGCAUUACAUUGUUUUGACUAAGCACAAUUAGAUGACAAGUUUUUUAGAGCAUUUUAUAAAUCUUGUAUAGAAAUCUUUUACCAGAACCUGUGUAUUAAGAGAAAGCAAUGUUAACCUUUUGCAAUCUGUGAAUGAGAAGAUAUUUUUUUUUCCCCUGUCACAGGUUUCACUAAGAAAGGUUCUGUAUAUGAGACACUACACUGAAUUCUCUGGCAGUUCUGACUUCCUCUGGUAAGAAAGACUGUCAGAAAAUAAGCCCAAAUUCAGUAAGAGUUGUGAGGUUAUUUUUAUGUCAACACCUGGCUGGAAAUAGGUAAAUGAAUAUUACAGUUUCAUACAAAUGGGCAAAUAGAAACCUUUCCUACAGUCCCUGUGAGCAAUGUAUCAAUACUUUCUGAUGUCUUCUACAGCUGUACAACACAGCUUUCAGAAAGUUGGCUUACUUUACUUCUAACCCCUCACAAAGCUUAGGGGUGCUUACCAAAAGGAGGCAGCCAUAUAUAUGCCUUUUAAAGGCCUGGUUCUAAGUCCUUUUUGAAGCCAUGAAACAAAGCCUGACCAUCACUCCAACAGCAUUGAGUUGUCGUUGCGAUUGCAAUACCUUUUUCACCACUCAGCUGUCAACACCUUUUCUGAACUAAAAGGACUAAUUGUAUUUUGAAGCUGAUGCUGCUUUCUGGUGUAGAGUCUCCAUACAAGAUGAUUAUAAACUGCCCUUUUCCUUCUGGAGGGAAAACAAACCUGGGUAUUUCAUGUUUUUUUCUUUCCCUUUUUUGAGGGGGACAUAUUGGGUUUUUGUGUGUUUGUACAUGUCCACACAUUGUUUUCUAAGAUGUGUCUUGAAAGUUGCUUUUAUGAAAGUAAUAUUUGAAAAAUAUAACCGAAGUGUUUAUUCGAAUCAGGCUUAAUGUCAUCAUGUCUCUCCUACUAAUGGGAUUGAGAAAUAAACAUCCUGCAGGAAUAAGAGCAAGCAGAGAAUUUAGGAUGAAAAGAUGGGAUUCCAAGCUAUUUAGUAAAAAAAAAAAAAAAAAUGGGAGAAACUAAGCCUGAACUAUAAUCAUUUCCCCCAUUGGUUUCAAAAUCAGAUUUAUCUGCCCUCCAUCUCAUCCUGUCAGAGAUUAUUAUAAUAAGAACUUAGUGGAAAGUAUAAGCAAUAAGACUAGAUAGCAUUUAGUAUUUUGAGGAUUAACCAAAUAAGUGGAAACUGACUCUGUCAUUUCCUCAUCUUCUAGUGGCCCUGGGUGUUCAAGCCUCAUUCCCUCAGAGCUCAAUAACCUUCCACAGUCUUCACUCAAACCAUGAUGUAUGUACAACUACAGAAUUGUAUCAUGUAAUAUUUUAAAAUUUAAGACAUGCUUACUGAAAGCCCUUUCAGUAAACAUGUCUUCAUUAUGAAACACAGCAUAAAAGAGAAAGGCCUGGGCCACAGAGCAUGCCAUGGAGUAGAAUGCAGGCUUUGAGGAGUCCAAAUGUCCACACAGAAUGUCUGUCCUGUCCACAGUGGCUGACUUGAACGAAGAGCUACCCACUGAGCUAUUCAGGCUCAGUUUCUGCUUGAGAGGGACAGGGCGCAGGACAAUGGUGCUCCAAUAGCAUGGAAGAGCAACAUCGAAAUCAUGUUGUGAAGUGAGGGGGGUGGGUAACACGAUGUUACAGCCAGAUGUGGGGCUGCAUGGAAUCCCCCGCCCAGCGUACAUGGAGGGGAAGACAGGGAAGAAGGGAGCAGAGGAAAAGAAGUAUGGUUUUACAACUUGCAGCCUAAGUACAAUUGUUAGAAAAGAAUGAGCUAGGAGAAAAGGAGGAAUAUUUUAUGUAGUUUGAUAACUGAAAGAAAUAAAACAGGGAAGUCCUCUGUCUACAAAGCACCUGGUCCCUCCCAACAGGGACAAGACAGUGGUCUUGAUUCAAGAGUUCUUCAUAGCAGGGCCUGGGGAGGUUGGUCAAUGGACCUGAGUUCAGAACCACCCCCACCCUAGCACCCUUGUAACUGCUGGGAGGGCAUUGUGGCGUGGCCUCCCACCACUUGGGAGGCUAAUAGUUCUUAGUGAGGUGUACCUUCCACAUGAAUGGGGGGGGAGGGUAAAAAAGCAAUGCUGGUUAAAGUCACGGGUUUCUUGCUUAGCUUGCAUUCAUUGAAGAGUGUAGAACUCUUGUGUUGGAAUGGUGGGGUGCAGAAGGACAGAAAAGAUCAGGGAUGCCCAUGCUCACUGAUAGGAGGCGGGAUAAUUUCUGCCCCCCUUUACAUUUGCUUCAAAUAAACUAGAUUUAUAUCCACCUACACUGAAUGUGGUUAAAAAAAAUUUUUUUAAGAAAAUUGUAAUGUUGGAGGUGUCCUUCAUGUCUCUCCCAGCCAUAAACAAUCUAAGGGGGAGUGAAGGAAGCAGAGGAAAAACCUGGCAUCACUGCUUUGUACUUCACAAAGCCUCUGUAACUAGUGCCUUUCAGAGAGGAGGAUAGGAGAUGAAGUUCAAUUGCAUUUAGAUUUAGUAAUAUUGCAGUAUUUUUCUUAAUUUUAAAAUAUCUUUCAACAUCUGAAUGUAGGAUGGGACCAGGAAUUCUUGAGUGUUAAUCUCAGCUGUUCCACAUUCAUCCUUUUUUUUUUUAAUUACACAAAGUGUUUGUUUAUUUCUGCCCCAAAUGUUCUCAUUGAGGAGGGAGAACAUUAACUGCAUAAGAAUGUUGAAAAAAAAUUGUGUCAUAGUUGAGACAGCUAUAAAAUAUUUUGAUUCUCAUAAAGUGCUACACACUGCCAAUGCUAAGAAUUUUACUGAUAGCAACUUUGAACAUUCCAGGUUUCCAAUAUUCAUGUCUCUAAGAUAUCAUUUACAAACGCAUGAGGCUAACUUCUAUAAAUUGCUUUUAACUGGAAAUAUUAGGUGUUCCUUGUCUAAAUGUAAUUUGGUCUUAUGCUUUAAUUUUGAUCAUUUAAGAGUUUGUCUACAGAUAAAGUUUAGGAGAGCUGAUGAAAUCUUAAAUGUCCAUAAGCUGUUUUCUUCAGUAUUUCUUCUGGCAAGGGUGAGAAGUAAGAUGCCUUCGUAGGCAGGUGUCAGCUUCUCUUCUCACUUUGUGCUCUGGAAAAUGAACAGAGAAGGAUCCAAACAGCUAGUGACCUCACAGGGAGGGCAGAUAUGAGAAUCAAAGAUCCUCCCAUAUUACAAUUCAUUUCUUACAAAAAUCUAUUAGAAGAGGAAAGUGAAAUGUACAGGUAUAGAGAUGAAUUGGACUUUUAGGAGGAAAUGCUUUGGAUUAUUUUUUAGUAGCAAAUCUGUUAUCCCAUAAACCUCCAUGACUUAGUGCCUGUGGGUCAGUUCUUACUUCUUCCUUGUCUACCUGGAAGAGCCUGGAAAUUUAGAUUUGUGAGGGAGUAGGUAUGAUAGAAAUGAACUGGUGGCUAGUUUUGUGCAUUACUUAAUACUUUCUCCCCUGCACCCGACAGAGGAAAUACUUUAAACAUCAAGGGUCUCUGUAGAAGAGCAAAACACACUCCCUGCAUCUUUCUUGUGGCCUGUGACUUGUACUGGGUAACUUCUGAGGAAUGCACACAGUUACCCCUUCUCUCCUCGGUAGCACUCCUGUGAGGUCUGCUUAGGCAAACACAUAUACACUUUCAAUGACUUAUUUGUAAAAGUGCUUCAUGAUUUUUCUUUGCUAGUUAAAAUCUAGGGGUCUUUUGUGAACAAAUGAUUAGACCCCAGGAUAGGCUAAAGGAAACUUUACACAUUCUCCACUGAGAAAAAGAAGCUACUCUCUUAAUAGUUAUUUUUCUGAGAACAAUAAGGAUGUCAGUUGUUUCAUUAAUUCUAGAGGGUUCAAAAGGGCUGAAAUUUGUUCAUCAAAUGAGAUAAUUUUAAUAAUAAAUGUUAUUUCAUGAAAAAUCUAUACAGAAAUAGUAGAAUAGAGAGGUAUCAUAUAGACAUAUUUUUAUGAAAGGCAUUUUCUUCCUCAUUUUCAAUAUAAGUUGAAGUUACAGGAGAAGAAAAUAAUCAUUCUAAGCAAGGUUUCAUCUUUAAGUGACAUUUAUUGUAAGCCUAAAGUUAGUAUUCAUAGGCGAUAGUGUUUUCCUGUUAGUGUGUCUGAUGAGAAAUUCUAACCUGUGGUGAGAUUGUUUUCAUUCAAAUGACCAAAAUAACAGUUUAAUCAGAUGAUUUACUUCAGCGAGUUUAGCUAAGAAAGGGGAGAGUGCAGGAAAAGUGUGAAUAGCAAUUCUUGGGUUGUUAGGCUUUACGGGCAAGUGCGCCUUAACCACCAAGCCAUCUCUCCAGCCUGCAAAUAGCAAUUCUUAGAAUACCAACUCCUGAGGUUUAAUGUAACCAGGUGAACUUGCCAGCCCAGGGGGAUAGCCAGCAGAGGAGUUCCAUCAAUUCCUGACUUCCACCAAAAGAACAAAGUCCACAUUCCAGAGUAUAUGGAGACUGUUACUGUGACCUCAAAGACUGUGGCUGUAAAUUUGAAGUUAACAUGCAUCUUCUUUUACUAACUUAAGCCAUAUCUUUCAUCUCUGUGUUUGAUUUUUUUUUUUUUUUUUUUAAUCUUGGUGCUUUUACUUCUGUUUCUGCCAAACUUCAGCCUACUCUAUGGGGAAGGUGAGUAAAACUAUAUAUGGGAAAAAUUUGAAGACUGUGAAAAACUAAACAUACACUUAAGAAUGCGUUUUAUGCAGAGAACAGUGGCAAUCAAAGUGCAAACUGUUGGAAAAUGUGGAUAUAUGUACAUCUGUACAUGUAUAUAGUGUAUAAUAUGUACGUAUGUUAUUGUUCAUAUGCAGAAAUCUAUCCAUUUGCAGACAUCCCAGGUGGGUCAGUCUUUCUACUGGAAACCCAUUUAGGAAUAUUCAAAACCAUUAGGGCUAAUAUGUGGAGAGUUCUACUCAUCUGGGCAUUCAUUUGCUGUCUUUUGAAGUCCACAAAGCCAAAUUAACAAAGUGGGAAACACAGUGGAACCAUCAUUUAUGUUAGUAUGCUUACCUGGACUCAGAAAUACAUAUUUGAAAACAAAAAACAAACAGAUAUACAUAUUUGAAUUAUUUUAAAAAUAUUUUAAAAUUUUAUUUAUUUAUUUGAGAGAAAAAGAGAGGCAGAGAGAGAGAGAGAGAGA
Molecule: messenger RNA, 14718 nt
Organism: Jaculus jaculus (lesser Egyptian jerboa)
Lineage: Eukaryota; Metazoa; Chordata; Mammalia; Rodentia; Dipodidae
Gene: Kalrn
Product: kalirin RhoGEF kinase
Exons: 60
Coding region: 92-9061 (2989 amino acids)
Biological process (GO): intracellular signal transduction; axon guidance; protein phosphorylation
Cellular component (GO): postsynaptic density; cytoplasm
Molecular function (GO): protein binding; protein kinase activity; guanyl-nucleotide exchange factor activity
Source: RefSeq, a predicted model, not a curated record